This is a messenger RNA of Vespa mandarinia (Asian giant hornet), 1237 nucleotides long. RefSeq lists its product as uncharacterized. Lineage: Eukaryota; Metazoa; Arthropoda; Insecta; Hymenoptera; Vespidae. The record is from RefSeq and is a predicted model, not a curated record. Gene Ontology annotation, molecular function: methyltransferase activity.
CUUUACGUGAUGUUUGAACACCUAUGUUUCAAACGUGGGAUCAUCGAACUGAAUUGAACUAUGUGGAGAGAAAACAUGACUUUGUAAUUUAACGAUUUUUAAUUUUCAGCUUUUUAAUUUUCAACUUUAUUAAAGAAUUAAUAGAUUAAAAACUAAUAAAAAAUAUUAAAAUAAUUAAUUUAGAAACGUCAGUGAUAAACUUAAUUAUUUAUUACUGUGCUUAAAAAUGACAGUUAACUUAGAAGAUGCAAAAAAACAAUUUAUCGAUUUGAUGCGAAAUUUAAACAAAAAAGAUCAAGAACAAUUCUUUUCUUUUAUUUUGCAAGAAUGGAAACCUAUGGAAACUGUAUUCCAAUAUCGACCAGUUGCAGGUGAUUUUAGGAAAGAUAUGGAGGAUGCAAUUAUAGAUGAUCCUGUGUUCUUAUUAAAUUCAAUUGCAUAUGAUAUAAGGAAAAGAGUUCCCUUUAAUGGAAUAUUAUCUACAGAACAUAUAAAAUUUCCUAAAAAAGGAGAGAACUCGGACUGCGAAUCUAAUGUAACGUUGCAUGUUGAUGAAUUUCUUUAUGACGACGAUGAUAUGAAUGAAUUAAUAGAUAAUGGAAAAUUACAAAAAUAUUAUUGUAUUGAUUGUGGAUCACGAAAUAUAAAACCAAUAAUAUUCAUUUCGCAUUCCAUGUCAAGAGAUGCUUUGUAUUUCAUAUUUAACACCUUAUUACCAACUUUAAAAGGAAAAACGGUAUUGGAUAUUGGAUCAAGACUAGGUGCAGUUUUGUAUGGUGCAUAUGUCUAUACAGAUGCUAGUAAAAUCAUUGGCAUUGAAAUGAAUAAAGAAUUUUGUGAUCUCCAAUGUAGCAUUGUAAAUCAAUAUAAAAUGAAUGAUAGAAUUGAAAUUUUACAUAAAAAGAUUGAGGAUGCUCCAGAAGUGGUAAAAAUAAGUGAUGUUAUUAUUAUGAAUAAUCCUUUUGAAUUUUAUUUAUCUGAGUCUGUACAAGUAGAAAUGUGGAAAUUUUUGAAAGAUAAUUUAAAGAAAGGAACAAUUCUUGUUGUACGUCCAAAUAUUGAAACAAUGUUAAAAGAUUUACAAACAGGAAUCGUAAUAAAUGAUUGGUUAAAACCUCUUUCACAUCAGUCAAAUAAUCAAGAAGUUUCUUCUUUUUCAUCUGUUACUAGUCAAGACGAUGACAAAUAUGAUAACAUUGUAUGCUAUGAAAUUAAAUAAAAGAUAUGGACAUUUUAA